AACCGCUCGGACAGAGGAGAGAAUCAAUCGUCAUCAGAAGAUAAUCGAACCUAUUUAACUCUCGGGAGCACACUCUUCGGGACUUAUCCUAGCAAUUUAACAUAUUCAGCGCCAUCUGCCAAGCUUUCCCAGCCCCCAUUCAAAGUGAGACGCAAAAAUGGUCACGACACUUCCCUUUGCCGACAUUGAAGUCAACACCCCUGGCUUUGGUGCCAUGGGCAUCAGCUCUGGCAUGGGGACCAACCUGAGCUUGGAGGAAGCUGAGCCUGUUCUUCUCAAGGCCAUCGAGCUGGGAUGCACAUUUUGGGAUACGGCUGUUGUCUACCAAGCAGGAGUCAACGAGAAGCUGCUCGGCGACUUCAUCAAAAAGCACAAUGUGCGCGACAAGGUUUUCCUCGCCUCAAAGUGCGGCUUCGACAUCUUUGGGGGAGGUGGACGUGUCACCAACUCGGCGUCCCAUAUUAAGGAGUACAUCGAAGGGACGAUUGAGAGACUCGGUUUCGCGCCGGACCUUUAUUACCUGCAUCGCAUGGAUCCCGAUACGCCACUCGAGGAGUCCAUUGGAGCCCUCGACCAGCUUCGUAAGGAAGGCAAGACUAAAUACAUCGGUCUGUCGGAAUGCUCUGCCAAGACACUUCGCAAAGCAAAUUCAAUCGCCAAGAUCGACGCCGUUCAGUCAGAGUACUCUGCGUUUGAGACAUUACAUGAGACGAAUGGUGUUAUCGAUACCUGCAAAGAGCUGGGCGUGGCAUAUGUUGCAUAUAGCCCCCUUGGCCAUGGGGUGCUUGUCGAUGACUUCCAGUAUAAGAGUCCCGAUGACUUUGCGCCAGAUGACUUCCGUCGCACCUCGCCCAAGUUUCAGGGAGAAAACUUUUACAAGAACUUGGCGAUUGUGGAAGAAGUUAAGAAACUUGCAGCCCGAAAAGGGUGCACUUCGGCCCAGAUUGCCCUUGCUUGGGUUGCUGCUCAGGGGAUGAUUGCUAUUCCUGGCACGAUUAAGCCUAAGCGGCUAGAGGAAAAUUGGGCAUCUAGGGACAUCACUCUGACGGAGGAGGAGCAGGCAGAGUUGCGAAUUAUCAUCGAUAAGACCAAGCCUCAUGGGAACAGGUUCGGUCCUGACCACGAGGCUGUGAUUGAUCACUAGAGUUAUGAUAAUAUAGGUGGUUCCAUCUCUGGUGCGAGGAAAGUGCAUCACACAGUAUUGCGUGGUUUCUCGGUAUCCCAUUGCGAAAUGCUAUCAUGACCUAUAUUCUGAAUGUGACAGUUAAUUCCAGUAGAGCCUAUGUUUUUA
Messenger RNA from Ilyonectria robusta, 1291 nucleotides. Its product is annotated as NADP-dependent oxidoreductase domain-containing protein. NCBI's taxonomy places the organism in Eukaryota, Fungi, Ascomycota, Sordariomycetes, Hypocreales, Nectriaceae. The record is from RefSeq and is a predicted model, not a curated record. The transcript has 6 exons. Gene Ontology annotation, cellular component: cytoplasm. Bases 158 to 1144 code for a protein of 328 amino acids.